AAAAUGCCGCAAUCAUUUUUAGGCGGCAGUGAUAAUGCUGAAAGCUAUACAGUUUCUUGGUUCAUCUUCAUCUGGGUUCGUUUCCAUUUCUUACAGAUUGAAGAGGAAACCGCAAGCAAAUUGUGACAUCCAUUUCUUAUCAAGGAAACCCAUAAAAGCAUCAAAUUUAUCGUCAUUAAGAUCAAAAGCAUCUUCUUCUGCUUUUCGGGUUCGCAAAGGUCGCGAUUCUAUAGCUUCACGGAUGUCCCACAUUCAUUCCGAUUCAAACCCUUAUGGUGCUUCAUCUUCUUCCUCUACAUCCACACCAGUUCAACCAACUGGCAGUAUUCGUAAGAUCAAUUUUUGCCAGUCGUGUGGUGGCCGAACAAAGCAUGAGAUACCUGAUGGGGAGGAGAAGAUGAGGGCUAUUUGUACAUCGUGUGGGAAAAUUACUUAUGAGAACCCGAAAAUGGUUGUGGGUUGCCUCAUCGAGCAUGAAAACAAGAUACUACUGUGCAAGCGAAAGAUUCAUCCAUCAUUUGGCCUUUGGACACUUCCUGCUGGUUACAUGGAGAACGGGGAGUCCGCUGCUGAAGGAGCAAUUAGGGAAACCUGGGAGGAGGCAAAUGCUGAAGUAGAAAUUUUAUCACCAUUUGCCCAUUUGGACAUCCCUCUCAUAGGGCAAACAUAUAUUAUUUUCUUGGCCAAGUUGAAGAGACCCCACUUUUCGCCUGGCCCAGAAUCUUCGGAAUGCCAGCUUUUUGCUCUUAAUGAUAUUCCUUUUGAUUCUUUGGCAUUUUCGUCGAUGCUGGUCACCUUACAACUGUACAUUGAAGAUACAAAAGUUGGAAGACUCAUGUUUCACUAUGGCAUCAUCAAUAAAAGUGGUUUUCAACAGGCCCGGUACAAGCCCUUCUGAGAUUAAUGCCUAUACUCUCGAUCAUCAUCUGAAAUCUUGACAUUUGGAGGAUGAUUCCAUCCAGUUCCACAAGAAAAUGUUACAAAAUUUGGAGUGAGUUUAGCAUAAAUCCAAGAUCAAACUGUCCUUACCCUUUACGUGCUGUACAAGUUCGCACUUCUCUUAUGCAACCUGAUAAUGCCAUCAAAUUCGUUUCACUUCAUUUAUCUUUGUGUAACUGUUCUGAUUGUACUUCUACUGUAAUUUCUUUCUUUUGUAAUGAAAGAGAAUCUGCGCUCUUUUUGCUUCAAAGUACGACUCACAUUACGUGUAUUAUUUUGUGAUGCUGAAGAUCAAUAGCUCUGGUGAUUCUUGUCUCCUUCCA
Olea europaea var. sylvestris is the source of this 1262-nucleotide messenger RNA. RefSeq names its product nudix hydrolase 23, chloroplastic-like. The record is from RefSeq and is a predicted model, not a curated record. Gene Ontology annotation, molecular function: hydrolase activity. NCBI's taxonomy places the organism in Eukaryota, Viridiplantae, Streptophyta, Magnoliopsida, Lamiales, Oleaceae. The coding region runs from base 35 to 898 and encodes 287 amino acids. The transcript is spliced from 7 exons.